Priapulus caudatus is the source of this 1758-nucleotide messenger RNA. Its product is annotated as putative ammonium transporter 1. Lineage: Eukaryota; Metazoa; Priapulida; Priapulimorpha; Priapulimorphida; Priapulidae. Bases 100 to 1692 code for a protein of 530 amino acids. Gene Ontology annotation, molecular function: ammonium channel activity. The transcript is spliced from 11 exons. Gene Ontology annotation, cellular component: membrane. The record is from RefSeq and is a predicted model, not a curated record. Gene Ontology annotation, biological process: ammonium transmembrane transport; ammonium homeostasis.
GUUUCCCCCACGCGCGUCGCGGCAAGCGCUGCGCUCCACUCGAUCCCAAGCACUCCGCCGAUCGCCGUUCACUCGAAGAGCAGACACGCGAAGACGACGAUGGCGGAGACAACGACGUCACCGCUGUGGAUGGAGCUUCCCGAUGCGACGGUGUUUGUGAACGAUACGCAUGUUUACAUCAGCGCCUAUCAGCUCCGGCGGCUGGAGGAUCAGCUCCAGCGGCUGGAGGAUCUCGCCGACCAUGUGAGCCAUCUCGAUAAAAAUAUGGAUCAGUUCUUCCUGCUGGUCAACGCUGCCUUCAUAUUCUUCAUGCAGUGCGGAUUCGCCUUCGUAGAGUGCGGUGCCGUGAGGAGCAAGAACACCACGAACAUUCUUAUCCAGAACAUGCUGGAUAUAUCUGUAGCCGGCGUCGCUUACUGGGCCAUCGGCUUUCCCCUGGCGCACGGCGACGGCAACGCGUUCGUCGGCGUGAAGUACUGGUUCAGUUACGAUAUGCCGAGGCAUUUGUUCGCCGAUUGGUUCUUCCACUUCGUAUUUGCGGCCACCGCCGCGAGCAUUGUGUCGGGAGCGGUCGCCGAGCGAUGUGAAUUCGUGGCGUACCUUGUCUACAGCUUUCUCGUCACCGGUCUCGUAAACCCAAUAGUGACACAUUGGGCGUGGUCAGAACAUGGUUGGCUCUAUCAAGGAAUUAGCGAUUCCAACGGAGUUAAUGUCUCAUUCCAGCUUGUUGCGUUGGGCGGGUUCAUUCUGCUACUUGGUUUUCUGUGGGUCAUCGGCGGUGCGCAGGCUAGUAUUUCGCAACCAGGCGACGGGGAGGCAGUGGCAACAGCAAUGGUGAACACUGUAAUCGGCGGAAGCUUCGGAUCGUUCACGAGCCUCGUCAUUAAUAAGAUUGGAUUUCUCGGUAAUCGUCAGUGGAGCCUGUUGAUCACACUGAACGGCGCUCUGACUGGCAUGGUGAGCGUAUGUGCCGGAUGCAACGUUUACUACCCGUGGGCUGCGGCCGUUGUCGGGGCUAUAGGUGGCGUGUCGUUCGUUUGCUGGAGUAACCUGAUCAGUAAGGUAUUCUUAGUCGACGACCCACUGGAUGCUACGGCAGUUCACCUGGGUGGCGGAAUGUGGGGAUUAUUAGCAGCUCCGAUACUCUCUAGAGACACUGGCAUCGUAUUCCAAUGGAGCACACAUUCCUUCUACCAACUGGCAUGGAACAUCGUAGGUCUGCUCGCUAUCGCCGGCUGGACCGCCGUUUGGUCGAUAUUCAUGUUUGGUGGCCUGAAAUACAUGGGAAUUCUACGAGUUUCACGGGAGAUCGAAUCGAGAGGAUUGGAUAUUCCGACGCACGGCGAAGCAGCCUACCCUGUGGAGGCGUACGGACACGGCUGGGGAGAACGAGGAGAUGCUCUCAAAGCUCUUGCUGCGAAGUGUUGCAAAAAUAUGAAAAUUAAUUCCUUCAGUCUAGUCACUGGACCUGAGGCUUACAUCGAUGCACGAUCCAACUGCGAAAACCCAGAGGUGCAGAAGAGAAUGAAUAGCUUGGAUGAUCUAGACGACAUCUACGUUCCUGGCGGGUACUCAGCGGAGAACGGAGGUUCGGUUAAUCUCGGCUACAUAUCGAAUAGCAGCGACCCCUACCGACGCAACAACACGCGCAUCAUUGAUGUCGAUGUCGACGAUGGCGAUACUCGUUUAUAAGAGGUGCCAGCAGCUUCGCGACAGAUUCCACGUUGCGGACGAAAAAGGAAAAGACGACGUGCAUCG